Aureobasidium vineae is the source of this 1439-nucleotide messenger RNA. NCBI's taxonomy places the organism in Eukaryota, Fungi, Ascomycota, Dothideomycetes, Dothideales, Saccotheciaceae. The record is from the annotation of a GenBank genome assembly.
AAACCAUGCCUCCAAAAGCAGCGCGCAAGAUAGCUGGAGCCAGAAAACCCACUAAACGUCGUGCUGCAAACGCAGAUCCGUCCAAGCCAGAGGAGCCCAAGGACCUGAUCCAUGUAAAAACAUCAUCAACGGCAAACGGCACUUGUAUAUCCGGUCACCGGGCACCCAAGUGUCCUCCCACAAAACACCGCGACAAGAUCCUCUUCAGGCGUCCGGAGCCAGGAAGGCCUCCCAGAGAUUGUGGCCAUACAAAACCGAGAACGUGCGACUGCGCGGCCAGCCGUAACCUAUGUUGUAACCUGACACCUCAACAGUGGGACGAGGUAAUAGCGGGUCAUGUUCCAUCGGCUGUCAUGUACGAGGACAGGGAAGCUCUCCAACAAGCAGAGAGAGCCGCAGAGCAGGCAAUGAUAGAAGCUCAAGCGCGCCAACACGCCCAAGCCAUGUUCUCAUACCAGCACCAGCAACACGCCAUGCCAUUUCGACCAGCACCGCACGGUAUCCAGUUUGGAUAUCCUGAUGCAGCAGCGCGGUUCGAUCCUUAUCCACCAUACCAGUCGCAACCCCCAUACCAGCCUGCCUUUUUCGGAAGCCAACCUGCUCAGACGAACUUCGAGCAAUCUCAGUAUCAACCUCAGUACCAGCAGUUUGAGCAACCGCCACCCCAGCCUGCCUUCUUCGGAAACCAACCCGCUCCUGUGAACUUUGCUCACCCCCAGUAUCUGCAUCAGUACCAGAAUGCGUCGAUGCCGGUCAACUUGCGGGUGCUGGAUCAGUACGCUGCAGACAUGGGACGGCAGGAGCAGAUGGCCGCACAGCCAUCCACAAACCCUUCGCAAUCGUGUUGUUCAAGGCAACAAGCUCAGUCGCCUCUACCAUCUUUCAUGGGAACAGAACCCUCUCCUUUCAACCUGCCUGGUCCCAGUCCCAGAACACAGUUCCCAUGUCAAAGCUGUGCCUCGUUCCAAUGCACAUGUAUCACCUGUCCCGAGGUCAGACAAGUGUCCAGUGGUGCUUGGCAACAAAGUUGUGGUCGUGGUGGCCACAUCGACAACGUGGUUCUGCCCAAGCAGGAGUAUCCGUCAGAGCCUGAAGAUUCUGUAGGCUACGAAAAUGGUCUGCAAGGAUACGAACAACACAUCCAGCAGCCCACCCCGGACGUCCAACAGCACACCCCGAACGUACAAGAGCACACCCUGGAUGUCCAACAAUAUGCUACUACUGGGCGACUCGACCAGACCUAUGGAUCUGUCUUUGACACUACGUCUGUCGACUUCCCACCACUUCCGGAUAUUGAUUCUUGCCAGUCUUUAUCUGGAGGAUUUGAAGAUACCAUGCACAACCAGAUGUCAGAUUUUACGGCGACCAUCUCCCAACCGCUGUCUGAGGAGGACCUUGCGGAAGCUCUAGCCUUACCACCGCACUGGUUUCAACAAAAA